Messenger RNA from Aureobasidium musti, 816 nucleotides. NCBI's taxonomy places the organism in Eukaryota, Fungi, Ascomycota, Dothideomycetes, Dothideales, Saccotheciaceae. The record is from the annotation of a GenBank genome assembly.
AUGUCGGAACGCAAAGUGCUCCAGAAGUACUUCCCGCCAGACUUCGAUCCGUCGAAGAUGGUCAGGCAAAGAGGACCCAAGAAAACAGGACCACUUCUCCAGACUGUCAGACUCAUGGCCCCGUAUUCAAUGAAGUGUAACGCUUGUGGAGAGUUCAUCUACAAAGGAAGAAAGUUCAACGCGCGCAAAGAGACGACAGACGAAAAGUACUAUGCCAUCACUAUCUACCGCUUUUACAUCAAGUGCACCCGUUGCUCUCAGGAGAUCACAUUCAAAACAGAUCCGAAGAAUAUGGACUACGAGGCUGAAAAGGGUGCCAAGCGCAACUUCGAGCCCUGGAGAGAGGCUAAACUUGCAGAAGAGACGGAAGAAGAGAGACUGGACAGAUUGGAGCGCGAAGAAGCUGAGCGUGACGCCAUGAAAGAACUAGAGACAAAGACUUUGGACGCGAAGACCGAAAUGCAGAUUGCAGAUGCUUUGGACGAGAUCCGUACACGCAACGCCAGGAACGAACGCGCUGCCAAGGACGGAGCAGAGGUCACAGUUGUGGACAAGGUUGACGACGAAAGAGAAAGACAGGAGGCAGAGGAUGCUGAAGCAGCAAGGUUGGCUUUCCUGGCAGGCACAGGCGAGAAGGUCAGAAGACUGGUGGAAGAUCCUGAAAAUGAAGGGACUGGUACCGUUUCUACAUCGACAACUGCUACAACUACAAAUACGUCCAUGGGUCCUCCACCCGUUCCGACUUUCGCCCGCAAACCAAAAAAGAAGACCGAUUUCAGCGCAAAACUGGGUAUCAAAAAGAAAUCGCUCGUCUGA